UUUUCCAUAGAAUGCUAAAAAGCACAGUUUAAAUGCUCCGAGCCUCUCGCGUGUUUUGGCGGCUCUGAGAGCUCAAAUUGCGGCAGAAUGAGCUCCGUUCAGCUGCUGCGGAUGUCGGUAUAUGAGCGGAUCAGCGCCGCUGCUGAGGACGUCCUACGGCACCUGGAAAACGGGAAGAAAGGGGCUAAACUCCGGACACAGAGCGCUCUGAUAACUGCGCGGCUAACGGCUGUGGCGGAGGAGAUAUUCGGUCUGUUUAAGGAAACGUUGGCGGAGUACGAGGAGAAACUGCAGCGGUCAGAACAGGAGAUCUUCCGCCACAGGAAGCAGCUGGAUGCUCUGCUGAAACCUGAGGUUCGACUGUACCGAUCUGAACAACCACAGCUUUUUAAAGCCGCAGGAGCCGCUGCAACACCUGCAGCCAGCGGUUACUCGUCCACUUCCGGUCAACUUCACAAUAAAAGCCCUGCAGAUCAGAGUGAAGAGGAGCCUGAGGAGGCUAAAGACACAGACCUUCUGAGGAUUGUGACCCUAGAUGACUCGGACCUCUUGCCCCACCCGCCCCAGUUCAACCCACCAAACCUGAAUCGAUUUGACUCUGAUAAUAACAUCAGCUAUGCUUCCUGCUCGUCGUCACCAUGCUCUUCUCCACCCUCCUGCCGCCUGCCGGCCUCGGCGGGGACCGAUGAAGAUGAGGACUGGAUGGAGUGUCGGUCUCUCAAAUCUGAGGGCAAAAGGAAAAGAGGACGGCCUUUCGGAUCAGUUGGAAAAAAGAAGAGAAGCCGGUGUUUUGGAUCUGUUGGGAGAAAGGAAAGAAGUCCACCUCUUGAAUCUAUUGGAAAAAAGAAGCGAGGACGACCUUUUGGAUCUUUGGGGAAAAAGAAGAGAGAACUUCUGGGUCUUGAACCUUUAGGUGUUGUGAAAAAACGAAAGCGAACUCCUCCUACAGAAAGUUAUAGCUGCUACGUCUGUGGGCGCUUUUGUCCUGGCAAAGGCUUCUUGCUGCAACACGCCCUAAGGGUCUGUGGCAGCAAUCCGGACUUGCGCUGUGGCUUCUGUGGCGAGCUUUCAGACUCUGCUGACAGUCUGAUGGCUCACCUGCAGGCUCACCAGCAGAACACUAAAACAUGCUCCAUCUGUGGGAAAACAUUUACUUCCAUCAGGGCACAGGAGCUGCAUUUCCGUAUCCACACCGGAGAGAAGCCACAUGCAUGCCUUGAAUGUGGCAAAAAAUUCAGACAGAAGAGCAACCUGAUGUCUCACUUGCUGGUCCACGCUGCAGAGAAACCUUUCAAAUGUAAAGAGUGCCCGCGCGCCUUCUGCCACAUGACCUCGUUGGAGCGCCACAUGGAGGAGCACAAUGAAGAGCUGAUCCUCUCCUGCAGCCUUUGUAAUCAGGAGUUUAGCAAGCGGAAAGACCUGCGUAAACACAUGGCGACCUUUCAUGAGGAUGGCAUUGGUAAAUCAAACAAAGGCCGCACUUCAGUGUUGUCCAACUGCAAAGUGUGUGGGGAAGCUUUUGACCGAAAGAUACUGCUAGUUAGACAUGCAGGGACUCAUGUGCAGGAACCAAACAGCUGCUGCGGAGUUUGUGGAAAUCAGUUCGACUCCAUCGACAGCCUCAUCGCUCACCUGCGUUUCCAUCGGGUUGCUGCCAGAACCUGCGAGACCUGUGGAAAAUCCUUCCCAGGUCGAUCGGCGCUGCUAAUGCACCUGAGGAUCCACACCGGAGAGAAACCCUUCACCUGCAGCUUCUGUGAAAAGGCCUUCAACCAGAUUGGCAACCUAAAAAUGCACCUGAAGAUCCACACGGGCGAGCGAGCCUUCUCCUGCAGCAUCUGUGGGAAGGGCUUCACCCAAAAAAACAGCCUGGACACUCACAUCCGCUUCCAUAACAAGGAGAGGCGCUUCCUUUGUCAGGUGUGCGGGAAAGGCUUCAUGCAGGACGUGGACCUGAAGAGACACAUCCUUAUCCACACCGGAGAGAAGCCUUACGUGUGUAGGGUCUGCGGAAAGAGCUUCCAGGCCAGACGGUCGCUCAACGGUCAUGUCAAAGUGCACGAAGCUGGUGGGAAUGUGGACACUGCUGAGUAUCAGAGGACGGACAGCUUUUUUUCUGGAAGCCUCCAGCUGUAGACCAGGACCAAACUCUUUCCCCAGAAAGGUUUUUUUUUUCCACCAAACUGGUUCCACAACUAGCACCAGUUUCUCCUGUUUCUAUCACCAUGUGGCUGGUUUAGUGGAUAAAAACAAAAACGCAUCCUCAGCAGCUCAAGGCCAGAUUAAGCAGAACAACAACUAGUGAGAUUUAUUUAAGAGCCAUGUUUAAAACUCCUGACGUAAUUUUAGUUUUAAUCUGGCAAAGUUAGGACAGACCAACAAAAGCUUCUGUCUUUUGUCCCGCUUCUGUUGAUCUGGCUGUCCCUGUUUUCAAAGCAGAGCAAUGCACCACGGAGCAGCGCACUUAGACACUGUUUUUAGAUGGUCCAUUAGAGGUGCAGCAGUCGGGGUUUUCCUAGAUGAACACAGAUUUCUGCAUUUAUUUUUGGUCUGAUCUGCUAAUCCAGAUGUUGAAAAAUUACUUCUUUUU
Girardinichthys multiradiatus is the source of this 2590-nucleotide messenger RNA. RefSeq names its product zinc finger protein 879-like. Bases 88 to 2136 code for a protein of 682 amino acids. The record is from RefSeq and is a predicted model, not a curated record. NCBI's taxonomy places the organism in Eukaryota, Metazoa, Chordata, Actinopteri, Cyprinodontiformes, Goodeidae. The transcript has 2 exons.